AUGGAAGAUAGGCUGGGGCAUGCUAAGGCUUUAAUAUUAUCGGUAUUAGUGUGUGUGGAGUUGAUUGGUCUGGCGCUGAUUGACUUUCGUAAUAAGGAGCUAUGUAACCGGCUUAAUGAACUAGACAAAUCCCAUGGUCUUGCGACAAUAGAGCCUUUGGCAGUAGGCCGGUUAGAUACUAAUUUGAACACGAUCGAUAGUCCUGUUAAAGUAGAAUCUAACGCGUCCUCUUUGGUUUGGGUGUCUCUUAAGAGAGAUCAGUUCGGGAAGGCUAUGGCAACUAAGGUCAGCGAAAGACUAAAGCUAGAGUUGGCUGUGGACCAACUAGGUUUAAAACGGCCUGGAGUGAUAAUUAAGUGGAGUGAUGCUUUGGAGACUACAUCCCCAGCCCAAGACGAACAGAGGGAUCUUUGCCGAAAAGCCCGAGUGUGUACUGCGAGGCCAUUUCUGUUGCUGGUAGACUCGCCGCUCUGUUUACCAGCACGGGAGGAUCAAGAAGGACUAAAUUACACCCAGGAGUUAGUUGUAUGGAUGCUUGACAAGAGUCGCAAGUAUUUCCUAGAGAUAUACUGGCUAGUUUCGGCUGGUCUUAGGAUGUGUUCAAAUGAUCAACUGAAUGCCAGGCACCUCUUGGCCAUAGCUCACACUAAUACUCAAGUGGUCAGCUUGGUAGUUCUAGACGAGCGAGUAAAGACAAUUAGCUUAACCAUACCUGGAUGGGGUGAAAGUAAUUCGGCUGGUGUAUAUGCAUUACAGCGAUUGGUGCUGUAUGCACCACAGGCCCGAAUAGAACAGGUUUGUGUGUUUGGGGUUAUCUUCGUUUAUGCUCUCGAUGUUCGUGUUGGUCACUGGAAGGAGUCAUUGCAGGAACUCUUCAUAACGCCUCGAUUGACCUUGGGACUACAAAGAAUUAGGUUAGAAAUUGGGUUAGAAGUCGACAAGAGUGAAGUGUAUGUAGACUGUGUUGGAUACUUAAGUAUAAAUGUAGAGCUGGAGUGGCUGAUAGCCAAGAGAAUUGAAAUAUCUGAAAGUAAGAAUGUCGCCAAUCCUCCACUAACUCAUCUCAAAAUCAAAUCAGCUUGUCCAUUAAUAGCACACUUAGGACGAAUCGUUGGAUUUAACUGGAAGAAACUUAGUGACCAGCAGGUAUGGCUUGGCUCGAGUAAUUGUACUGAAGUGUUUAGUGUGAAUAUGCGGGAGUGGGCGGAGGCGAAUAGAGAUUUUGAAAAGGAGCACGUGGUGUAUGCUAGAGAUUGGCUUAAGAAUCGCUUUGAGUUGCUGCUUUACUAUGGCAAUACAAUUGCUAGAAAGCUAGACAGACUGGACAGACUGGACAGGCCGGAGAAGACAAUUGCUUCUUUGCCAGAAGAAAGCAUCGAUAGUAGUUCAGCACUAGCUAUUAGUCUAGAUCCAACCACUGAAGUUAUUCUGUGUAAACUAGUAUUGGCAAUGAUCUCUGAAACGUUAUCUUUCAAUGCAAAAGCACUUGCGAAAGCUCAAUCUUGCCUUACUAUUCCGAGCCCACUCUUAAACUCUACUGGUGUACCCGGGUGUGGCGAGUUACAUCUCACUGGAUUAUUGAACUGUAUGCUUCAUGAAGUGAGGACAAUGAAACAAAGCUCAACCCAACGCAUCGAAGCUUUGCAGUCCAUAAACAUAAUUGUGAAUGCAGUUCAACUAGCUCAGAGCCUUCUCUCCUAUUUAGGCAGGCUUGCUGAGAAUAAUGCCAAUAGACUGGACUGUAAUGCCAUGGUACGUGAAUAUCAGCAUAUACUUGUGGAACUAGCUAGUAAUGGAGAAACAGUCUGCUUUUGA
Molecule: messenger RNA, 1815 nt
Organism: Nematocida homosporus
Lineage: Eukaryota; Fungi; Microsporidia
Exons: 1
Coding region: 1-1815 (604 amino acids)
Source: RefSeq, a predicted model, not a curated record